CACAAUGGUGUUAACUGCUGAAUUGGGGUCUUAUAGCCACAUAUGUGGACACUUAUACUGCCAUCUGGUGGUGUCAGAAGAGUAUAACAUACAAUGGUAAAAAUUCAAGAUGGCGGCAAAUACGAGGGAUGAUUCAAGUGGCCACUCCAGACACAAACAUCGAUCAGAGCGUUUUUCUGUACACCAAGCUAUGCAGCUACUUGGCUUGCUUGAUGAAGACAACUCAGAUUUAGACCUAUCUGACAAUGAUGAUCCCAUCCUGGAUACAAAUUACCAACCAUCACCACAGGAGGAAAGCAGCAGUGAGGAUGAGGGUGACAGUAGUGACAAUGAGGACCCCAUUCCUGAGCCCACAGAGCACAGCAGAGCACAUAAACGUCGCCGUGGUGCAGAUAAUGGGACAGAGAGUACAGGGACAGGUUCAUCCCACACGACGUCGAUGUCGAACUGUACCGAUUGAGACUGAUCGUGCAGAAGAUGACUCUGAGGAGCCAACACCAGGACCAAGCCAAACCAAAAAAAAUAAAAAGGGAGAGUCCAAACAAGGACGUGGAAUACGCUGGAAGGCUACUCCAUUGACGCCAAACCUUGCGGAGUAUCAGCAUCAGGACGAAAGCGAUCUGGACAGACAUGGCUGGACCCCACUAGAGUAUUUUGACCAGUACAUCGAUAGAGAUCUGAUGACACUGAUUUCAGAAUGUUCUAAUGCCAUGUCACUGUCUAGGAGUGGGGACCCACUCAACAUGUCAGUGGAUGAGGUCUACCACUUUUUUGGUGCCUGUAUUUUAAUGUCCUGCAUCCGAUACCCAACCAUUAGGAUGUAUUGGUCCAAAGCCUUUAAAAUCACUGCCAUCACUGACAGAUUCACGCGUGCCAGAUUCUUCAAACUGAGGGGAGCAAUAAAAGUGGUAAUUGAUGAUGAUGUGCCUGAAGAUCUGAAGAUGUCUGACAAAUUCUGGAAGGUGGGGCCUUUUCUGGAGCGGAUUCUGCGAGGCUGCAAGUCUCUGAAUCGACCUGAUUGCACAUCUAUUGAUGAGCAAAUGAUACCCUUCACGGGAGCCUGUCCGUACAGACAAUAUCUGCCAAUGAAGCCCAACCCAGUUGGCAUUAAGAACUUUGUGUGUGCUACAGCAGAUGGCAUUGUGCUUGACUUUGAGCUCUAUCAAGGUACACAAUCACUGAUCGAGAAGGUCAAAGAACCCGAGGGCCUGGGCUUGGGAAGCUUAGUCAUCGAGCGUCUUUGUCAAACCCUGAAACGCGGCACAAAAGUGUAUUGUGACCGGUUCUUCACCACCAUCAAAGGUGCGCAACAAAUGAUGGAGAAGGAGCUGUACAUAACUGGUACAAUAAUGAAGAACCGACUCGCUGGAGCGAACGACAAGUUACCCAGUGACAAAACCAUGAAAAGCGCAGGAAGAGGUACCUCAUCAGAAGUGUCCGCUGAAGAUGGAAAACUGUGUGUAGUGAAGUGGUAUGACAACAAGCCAGUAUUGCUGAUGUCUGUUGUUCAUGGUACACAGCCUUAGGACACCUGCCAGCGCUGGGACAAGAGGUUGAAACAAUAUGUCACUGUUUCGCGACCAAGCAUUGUCCGUGAGUACAAUACCAAGAUG
Molecule: messenger RNA, 1613 nt
Organism: Notothenia coriiceps (black rockcod)
Lineage: Eukaryota; Metazoa; Chordata; Actinopteri; Perciformes; Nototheniidae
Exons: 4
Coding region: 246-1526 (426 amino acids)
Source: RefSeq, a predicted model, not a curated record